Molecule: messenger RNA, 2020 nt
Organism: Numida meleagris (helmeted guineafowl)
Lineage: Eukaryota; Metazoa; Chordata; Aves; Galliformes; Numididae
Gene: HABP4
Product: hyaluronan binding protein 4
Exons: 8
Biological process (GO): positive regulation of RNA splicing; positive regulation of translational initiation
Cellular component (GO): nucleus; cytoplasm
Molecular function (GO): RNA binding
Source: RefSeq, a predicted model, not a curated record
GUUCAUCACACUUAUCUUUGUUUAGGAUUGGCGGUGGGCGGUGUCGGCGGUGUCGAUGGGAGGUGGCUGCGGACAGCCGGCAGUUCGGGUUGUGAUUGGCUGGCAAGGCUUGAAAGAGGGCGGGGUGUUGUAAUGUUGCGACUGUGAGGGUGGUGCUGAAGCGGCGCGGUGCGUGUUCCCCGCCGCCUUCUGCUAAGCCUCACCGGCGGCAGCAGGCAGGGGCUGUGGCGGUGAUGAAGGGGGCGGUGGGCUGCCCGGUGGCUGCUAUCAUGGAGGAGAGCUUCAGCUGCACUGUCGCCAGCCGCUUCUACCAGCUGCUGGACAACGAGUCGGACCCCUUCGACAAUCUCCGCGAGGCCGAGCGCCGCCAAUAACAGUGCAAGAACCUCAACAAAGUGGUGGCCUGGCGGGGCAGCUCCGAUAGCAGAGGGGGUGCCACCAGGAGGGAGCCCCAGGAGCAGCGCAAGCAGCUCGGGACGUCCGCGCCGCGGCCCGCACCUGGUCAGAAGCAAGCACCUAAACAAGAAGAGUGUAGAGGGAAAGACAAUAGCAGAGCAGAAAAGCAAGAUAAAACUGAAUGGAGACCCUCAUUCAUGGAAUACUCAUCUUAUGAAACAGAAAGUCAAGCAGAACUCACAGCUAAAAGUCUUUUUAGACCAAUUGAAAAAUUAGACUAUGAAAGGCGAGGAGGUCUUGGAAGAGGAAGAGGUGGAAUGCGAGGUAGACGAAGAGGUGGUAGAAUAAACAAAAGAUUUGAUAGCUUCGAUCAAAGAGGAAAACAGGAAUUUGAAAGACAAAGUGACAAUGACAAAAUUGAGAUGGAAUUGUCUGCUCCUAUGGAAGCAACUGCAGAAACAGCUAAGUCUCCAGGGAUGUCUGAAGGAGAACCUCUAAACAAAGUUGCUGAAGGGAAGCCAAUGGAAGAGGUAGUUCAAGAAAUGAUGUUAGAUGAGUGGAAAAAUCUUCAGCAACAGAGCUGACCAAAGCCUGAAUUCAACAUCCGGAAACCAGAAUCCACUGUUCCUUCCAAAGCAGUGGUGAUUCACAAGUCAAAAUACAGCAAUGAUAUACAAAAGGGAGAGCUUGAAGAUGAUUCUCACUUUUUUAGAAGAGCAGUGAAUGACAUAACAUCUCAGCUCAAUAUCAAUUUUGGGAGUCUUCCUUGCCGCGGCUGUGGAUCAAGAGGAGCACGAGGUUGUGGCUGUGGCAGACAAGUUGAGGAGACAGGACCUCAGCCAGAAGUAACGGUGCAAAUUGUUGCUCCAAAUCCAGAUGAUCCUGAGGAUUUUCCUGCUUUAACUUGAAGGAACUAUCAUGAAUGGUGUUAUCAAUGUAGCUUUGUUUGUGGCUGUAAAGAAACCAGUUCUGUGCUGAUGUGGGGAAAAAAAUAAGUAUGCUGGAAAAGCUGUUCUGGUUGGUGGGGGGGGUUUAGUUGUGUGUAAAGUGUUUGAGCCUGUUAAUGGAAGUGAGUUCUGGAGAUAACAGGGGUCUGGAAUUUUGUUAUAGGGCCUAGUGUCUGCCUUCAUUAGUGAAAGCUGUAUGAAGGCUUGCAGUACUCAACUCCAAGGCUUUGAAUGAAGAUCAAGAGUACAGUGCUUAAAAAUGUAUAUGUAGACACUAUGUCAAGUUCUUACUGGCAGCUCCGUGAAACUUGUAUGACGUGGUUUGGAAUCAGGAGUCUGUUUCAUUUUGAGAUUUCAAAGCUACUUUGUUUCUUUGGUUGAAGUGUAUUUUACACAUUGACAAAUUGCAGUUCUUGAGAGUUUGGCAAAUAAAGCACAGUGCUUAUUGGUUUGGAUUUGAGGUAUUAUUUUCACAAGUUAGAGACUUAAGCCUCUGCUAUUUGGCAACAAAGAGCAGAUCUUACACACCUGAAAUCUCCCUAAACAUAAAUGAUUUUAAGACAGCAGCUUAGAUGCUUCUAAUAGGUGACUUUAACAAGUGUUUGUUCAGUGAGAAACUGCUAUUUGCAACUACUUUCAAGAUGUUGAUGGUGAAAUAAAAUAAUUUUGAACUAAAA